This is a messenger RNA of Poeciliopsis prolifica (blackstripe livebearer), 3176 nucleotides long. Its product is annotated as glucocorticoid-induced transcript 1 protein-like. The transcript has 8 exons. Lineage: Eukaryota; Metazoa; Chordata; Actinopteri; Cyprinodontiformes; Poeciliidae. The record is from RefSeq and is a predicted model, not a curated record. Bases 554 to 1771 code for a protein of 405 amino acids.
GGUGGAAGUGUUUUGAGUUUGCCAUUAAAGCCAGAACCCUGGAGGGGGAAGAGAACCGCGUCUAACUUUCGCAACUUCCAAGGCCGUCCAAAGCACGAAAAGCACAUAAUGAAACAGGCCUCCAAAUGAGCCCGGAAGACGCAGGAGUUGACGUUAGAGAGACUUUUUUGAAGCCGGAGCCGCUUCCUCGUUCGACCGAGGAGUGAAACGUCUCAACAUCCUCACAAAGAAACUUCGCCUUGCUAGGCUGCUAACUCGAAAACGACCGAGUCAACAGCAGAGAAAAGUAUCGCUGGCGACGGCGCUCGCACAAUAAAACGCCUGUAUGUCGAGCUGAGUGACGUGAAGUCCUGUAAUUCGCCGUGGAAGCGCGAUGUGUGCCGUCCGGGCCAGAACUUUGUAACGGUUUCGAGUCAUCAUCAUCAUCAUCACUCCGGGAGGAAGAGCCGCCGCGGGGGCAACUUCAGCCGAGCCACGAGCAGCAGCCCGAGCCGCUCAUCCGAACCCGGGCCGCCGGUUCUGAGGCGGUCAGCCCAAGCUGGUUCCAGCAGACAUGUCCGGCCGAAGUGGAGCGGGACAUCCCCGGCCCGGCUCUCUGGGUCCGCAGCCCCUCAAGGCGACGGUUCCCUUCAGGCUGGCCAGCAAACCGAGACCGAACCGCAGGGAUGGGAAGUCAGCUGGAAAGCCCAGACUGCACCAGCUGAGCUCUGGCAUGAGACGGACGAUGUCGCUGGACGCCAUCAUCGGACCGUACCUGCAGGGACACUGGCCGAAAGAACCCGAAGUUCACUGCGGUCCGUCCUGCAAGGACAAAUCAACCCAGACUCCAGAGUCAUGGGUGGAGAAGUCCAGGAGCAGCCGAGCUAGCGGCAGCCACAGACGCUCGGCAUCGUGGGGCAGCGCUGAGCAUCUCCGAGAGAUUGCCAAACUGAAACAACAACUGCAGCAGGGCAGCAAGCCUGCAGCCUCUGGGGUGAAUGACAAAGAUCGUCAGUGCUGUUAUCCUCAUGGGAGCUGUAGCCUAGGAGCAACUCAGACCCAGCCGGUUCCCAUCCCCCUCUCGCCUCUGUCUACUCUGGUUCCCCGCCUGCGCUGCAGCGUGGAGGGCCUCAACCAGGAGCUGGAGGGCAUGUUCAUCAGCCAGUCUCCUCCCUCACAGCACAGGCUGCUUGAAGUUCCAGACGGUCAUCGCGCUCCGGUGCCUCUGCACAGCUGCAGUAGCAGUACGCAGAGCGACCGCACCACCACACCCCUCUCCUCCUCCUCCAACUGCUCCUCCCCCUGCGCCUCACCUCCGUCUAACACUCUAGAGCCUCUGGACCCUCACCAAGGCACAGUAGAGAAGUGUCCGCUGUCUCCAGUGUCCUCCCAAAACGAGGCCGAGCUCCACCAGCCGCCACAAAUCUCCUCCUCUCCAGGACUCAACAAAAGCUUCUGCUUCCAGCGAGAACCUCCGGAGGGCUGCGAGAAGGUCCGAGUCUGGGAGGAGUUCAGUAUCCCACACCACCACAAGGAGGCCCCGGUCUCCUCCUGCCCCGACCCCAACAAGGUGAACUUCACGCCCCACGGCGGCUCGGCCUUCUGCCCCGUCAGCCUGCUGAAGCCCCUGUUCCCCUCCAUGGACCUGCUGAUCCGCAGCCUCACAGUCUCUCCCGUCGGGAACUGCUCCGGCCCGGGAACGCCGGCCACCGGGAACCGCGGCGCCUCCCCGGAUCCGGCCGCCGCCUCCGCCGUGCUGGGAGACGCAUCGGGAGAGGCGCUCGCCUUCUGAUCACAGCUGCAGCUCUUUUCUGUGAAAAUGAUGAUGCAAAUGUUGGCCUGCACCAGGACAGGUGUGAUCUUCUUUAGAUAUGAAAUAACCUGAUUUCUGAAUGACUCUGGCGGAGGGGCAGAUAAAUGACAUGUAAACACCCCUGGUGAAAUCGUAGGUAUUUUCCCUGACAAAUCAAUUCUUUCCACCUUUUAUUGUGACUUCUUGUCUUAGUCCAUUGCACUUUCAGUUGAAUUUAGCUCUAAUUUUAAUCCAAAUUUAUUGGUUUGUGUUUGUAGAUGUACAUUUAAACCCCGAAUUAUUCAUAUUUCCUGACAUAUUUGGAUUUUAAGUCUCACCUUAAACCAAAACGCUAUUUCUCAACAUGAUAAAACUCUGAAAUGAGUUUUGUAUUAAAAAGAUAUCUGGCCAGAGAAUGCCGUCCACCGGGAACCGAUUAUUAUCCUUCUUAAUAAUCGGUUUGUGAGUCUCAUUUCCCUCCAGCUGAGCUUCAAAAACAUUCAUCUUACAUCCACAUCCCAGUAAAAUUAAGAUAACAAUUCAAUACAAUAAUUUUGUGCUUAACUGCAUGUUUGGACUUCUAAUUUUUAUUUUCUAGCAGAAAUCUUGAAGGUUUUGCGUAAAAAUUCAGGAAAGUUCUCAGAAAUCUAUCCACCAUUUGCAAAAACGGAAACCAAACCCACAGCAUAAUGAUGCCACCACCAUGUUUAUCUCUUUAGGGAAUUCUCUCUUGAGUCCCUUCUUCUUAGUCUAGAUGUAUGGAUAAUAGAAUAUAUCGUCUGUUAUAGAAUCAGUGCUGCUGUUGCCUUCCUAACGUUUUGUUUCAUUCUUGGUUUGGCUGAAUUGUUUCUGGAUACAUUUCUCAUGGUGAAAUGCUAUGGAAAAUAAUGCUGAGGAAUUUUAUUUGUAGCCUUCUUAUGACUGGUACCUUUAAACAAUGAGGCUUUUCUGACUUUAGCUACCAGAUUCAUUGGAAAGAAGUUAGAAAAUCAAAUCAAAACAAGGGGUUAUUGCUGCUUUUCCCCCCAGAAUCUUUUCCCUUUAACGGAUCAGUUCAGAAUAUGUCACACUGAAAGUGGAAAGUUUUGGUUAUUGAUCAGGAUUUCCUUUAAAAUCAACAUUUUACCAGGGGUAUGAACACUUCUGAGCUGCGUCGAAACCCAAAGGAAAGACUUUAUAAGCUACAAUUUGCUUCCAGGAACUGAAAACAUUUAAAUUGGGGUCAAUCAGUUUAAUUUUCCAAAGAAAUUUAUGGCCAAAAAAAAUAUACAUACAACAGAGCUUUGACUUUACUGACUUCACUUCCUGCCUAGAUCCUCCUCCUUUUUUAUGUUUGUCCAAAAUAUCAGGAGUGUAGGUCUUCUGAGAACGCUCACCUAUUAUUAAAAUGAGUUUUCUUGCUUUU